CUGUGAAAAUGUCGACAUUACUCAUUAAAACUCAUUUCCUUGUCUUUGGUGAUUUAAAAGCUGAAAACACUCAGAAAAAUAUUAAAAGUUAAAUACACAUGUUUGGAUUGAAUUACACAUGAAUUAAGAGAGAAAACUUCAAUUAGUUGAGUGUUAAAGUGGUAGCCCCGCUCAGCUCGCCUCAUUGUUAGCCGCUCACCGCACCGCCAGUCCGCCACCUGGUACUGGUAGUGGUGUAAACAGUAAACAGUACGGUGCCCUGCUGGUGUCCACCUCCACGCUCCACCCUUCACCUGUCCCUUCCUCAACAAGUGUGGACAAGACGAGUAGCAGUGGUGUAGCCUGUGAUUGCCGCGCAGGAAGUGGUAAGGUGUGAGUCAGCAGCAGCGGGCCAGCGGCACGUCAGCCUAGGACAUCAUCGCAGCCCUCCACAGGCGAAGCACCAACACUCACUCACCGAGGAGUCUCACGGGAACACUGCCACUGCCAACCAGACCAGCCCAGCCAGCGUCCAGUCUGUUGCUGCCCACCACCUCUGCCACCCACUGACGGCUGCCUGGCUAUCUGCCCUCCCCAAGGCUCUCUGCAGGACUGGCCGCAGUGUAUGCUGGUGACAGUCAUAAGGGAGUGGUGGAGUUCGUGAGGCCGGACAGCAGCAUGGGUGGCCAGUGGCAGUGGCAGCAGAAGCAACAGCAGUCAGCCUCAGGUAUGGGGAGGCACACGCAUGGUGGCAAGGAUCACCAGCAGACAGGCAGCUCUGGCCACACAGGACAGAGCAGGUUUGAGUGCCAGCAGUGUGACAAAACUUUUACCACUAAACGAGGCCUCACCACACACACCCUGAUACACAGUGGUGUUAGGAAUUAUGAGUGUGGUGAGUGUGGGAAGAAAUUUACUCUAAAGGGUCACCUCACCACACACAGCCUGACACACAGUGGUGUUAGGAAUUAUGAGUGUGGUGAGUGCGGGAAGAAAUUUAGCCUAAAAUGUAACCUCACCAGACAUAGGCUGACACACAGUGGUGUUAAGAAUUAUGAGUGUGGUGAGUGUGGGAAGAAAUUUAGCCUAAAAUGUAACCUCACCACACAUAGGCUGACACACAGUGGUGUUAAGAAUUAUGAGUGUGGUGAGUGUGGGAAGAAAUUUACCAAAAAGGGUAGCCUCACCACACACAGCCUGACACACAGUGGUGUUAGGAAUUAUGAGUGUGGUGAGUGUGGAAAGAAAUUUACCCACAAGUUUCACCUCACCACACACAUCCUGACUCACAGUGGUGUUAGGAAUUAUGAGUGUGGUGAGUGUGGGAAGAAAUUUACCCAAAAGUCUUCCCUCACCAUACACAGCCAUAGACACAGUGGUGUUAGGAAUUAUGAUUGUGGUGAGUGUGGGAAGAAAUUUACUGACAAGUCUACCCUCACCAGACACAGCCUGACACACAGUGGUGUUAAGAAUUUUGAGUGUGGUGAGUGUGGCAAGAAAUUUUCCCAAAAUUCUAACCUCUCUACACACCUCCUGACACACAGUAGUGUUAGAAAUUAUGAGUGUGGUGAGUGUGGGAAGAAAUUUACCCACAUUUCUAGUCUCACCAAGCACAGCCUGACACACAGUGGUGUUAGGAAUUAUGAAUGUGAUGAAUGUGGCAAAAGGUUUCCUACCAUUGCUCGUCUUAAUCAACACGCCUUCAGACACACUGGGUUGAGGGAGUUCAAGUGUGAUGACUGUGGCAAGUGUUUCAAGACAAAGCGUGAUAUUGCCAGACACGUGAAGGUCCACUUUUGAGGUGGUGUGUUGUGUGGGUGGGUGGGGCAACAGCCAUGCCUGUGGUGGCAGCUGUGUCUGUGUGUGCUGUGAGGGAGUAAUGAGACCAGCAGUUGUUUUGUGUAAGGGAGUGACGGCCGCAGCAGUUGUUUUGUUGGUGGCGCAGGUGUGCCUUUCAAUAAAUGUGUGUGUGUAACAUGGUG
Molecule: messenger RNA, 1961 nt
Organism: Portunus trituberculatus (swimming crab)
Lineage: Eukaryota; Metazoa; Arthropoda; Malacostraca; Decapoda; Portunidae
Product: zinc finger protein 12-like
Exons: 2
Coding region: 658-1779 (373 amino acids)
Biological process (GO): regulation of transcription by RNA polymerase II
Molecular function (GO): RNA polymerase II cis-regulatory region sequence-specific DNA binding; DNA-binding transcription factor activity
Source: RefSeq, a predicted model, not a curated record